Molecule: messenger RNA, 453 nt
Organism: Penicillium soppii
Lineage: Eukaryota; Fungi; Ascomycota; Eurotiomycetes; Eurotiales; Aspergillaceae
Exons: 1
Coding region: 1-453 (150 amino acids)
Molecular function (GO): oxidoreductase activity
Source: RefSeq, a predicted model, not a curated record
AUGGAGCUGCAUCAUUGGCUCCAGCAACAGGCUUUCUUCGACUUCCACCGGACGCAUGGAAUUCAUGUGACGCAGUAUUCGCCGUUCGGCAACUCGAAUAAAAUCUAUGGUUCCCGCGAGCAACAUGGUCUGCUGGUAAAUGAUGAUACCUUGGUCGAGAUCGGAAAGAAGUACGGAAAAUCUUCUAACCAAGUGGCUUUGGGUAUGUCUGCCAUUUUGUCCUUUGAGAUGGAACUAACCAAUUUUCGUAGCCUGGGGUAUCUCACAAGGUCGUUCAGUUUUUCCAAAUCAAAGUCGCCGGAACGAAUCACACAAAACUUUGAUAUUGCCUUAGAGCUGGAGCCUUCGGAUAUUGAAAAGAUCAAUUCGAUCGAUAAGAAGAUCCGGUUCAAUGACUCGAGCAAAGAUUUUGUUUACGAACUCUUCACAGACCUUGAUGGGAAGCAAAAGUGA